AUGAAGUAUAUUUUGGUAACCGGUGGUGUUAUUUCUGGUAUCGGAAAGGGUGUUAUUGCAUCAUCCACUGGUCUACUCUUAAAGACUAUGGGAUAUAAGGUCACAGCUAUUAAAAUAGAUCCUUACAUGAACCUCGACGCCGGUACCAUGGCACCAACUGAGCAUGGUGAAGUUUACGUUCUUAAUGACGGUGGUGAGGCAGAUUUGGAUCUCGGUAACUACGAGCGUUAUUUGGAUGUCACCCUCGGUAGAGACAACAACCUCACAACUGGUAAAAUAUACUCUCACGUUAUCGAAAAAGAAAGAAAAGGUGACUACUUAGGAAAGACAGUUCAAGUCGUACCACACAUUACUGGUGCUAUUCAAGAUUGGAUUGAGAGAGUUGCACACACCCCUUCAGAUGAGACUGGUGAGGUUGCAGACGUCUGUAUCGUUGAAUUAGGUGGUACAGUAGGUGAUAUUGAAUCAGCACCUUUCAUUGAAGCUAUGCGUCAAUUCCAAUUUAGAGUCGGCCAUGAAAACUUUGCCCUUACCCACGUUUCCCUGGUACCAGUAAUUUCAGGUGAACAAAAAACAAAGCCAACUCAAGCUACUGUCAGAGAAUUGAGAGGUUUGGGUCUUCUCCCUGAUCUCGUCGCUUGCCGUUGUGAGCAAGAACUUCAAGCCGAAACAAUCAACAAAAUUUCCAUGUUCUGUCAUGUUUCAGCUGAGCAAGCUAUUGGUGUCCACAACGUUAGUUCUCUUUACCACAUCCCAUUGCUUCUUGAAGAACAAGGUCUUGGAAAGUACCUUGAUAAGCGUUUGGGACUUAGCGAGAUUAAAAAAUCUCAAGCAAUGAUCAACAGAGGUUUAGACAUUCACAAGAAAUGGGGUAACUUAACCGUUGGAUAUGAAAGAUUAUUCGAAAGUGUUGAAAUCGUUUUGGUUGGCAAAUACACUGCUCUUCAAGAUAGUUAUAUGAGUGUUAUCAAAGCACUCGAACACGCUUCUUUGCGUUGUGGUCGUAAAAUCCAUAUUAAAUGGGUUGAAUCAGGUCAUUUAGAACCUGAAACUGAAACCAAAGAUCCAACGAAAUAUCACGAAGCUUGGCAUACCCUUUGUAGAUCAAACGGUAUACUCGUUCCAGGUGGUUUCGGAUCAAGAGGUACGGAGGGUAUGAUUUUAGCUGCCAAGUGGGCAAGAGAAAAGAAGGUUCCUUUCCUUGGUAUUUGCCUUGGUUUCCAAGUCGCGGCUAUUGAAUUUGCAAGACAUGUUCUCAAUUGGAGCGAUGCCAACAGCUCUGAACUUGAUCCAAACACUAAACAUGAUGUUGUUGUUUUCAUGCCUGAAAUUUCUAAAACUCAUCUUGGUGGUACAAUGAGAUUAGGUUUACGUCCAACCGUUUUCGAAGAAGGUAGCGAGAAUUGGUCAAUUGCUAGAAAACUUUAUGGUGGUUCAAAGAACAUCUGGGAGAGACACAGACACCGUUAUGAAAUCAAUCCAAAACUUGUUGACUCACUUGAAUCAACCGACCAAGUUAAAUUCGUUGGUAAAGAUGAAUCAGGUGAAAGAAUGCAAGUUAUGGAAAUGCGUGAUCACCCAUACUUUAUUGGUAUGCAAGCACAUCCAGAAUUUUGUACCCGUCCACUUAACCCAUCACCACCAUUCGUUGGUUUAGUUGCAGCAGCAUCUGGUCAAUUAGAUGCUCAUUUGGAUUUACAAAAAGACUAUAAACCACCACAUCCAACUACUGAAAUGGUUUUAGGUGAAAAAGUUGGUAAAAAUAAUGUUAUAAAAUCAGCUAUCAAUGAUGCUGAAUUUAACACACCAACUCAAUCACCGAAAGUUAACACAAAAGAUCUUCCAAUAGCUUAA
Wallemia mellicola CBS 633.66 is the source of this 1854-nucleotide messenger RNA. Its product is annotated as CTP synthase. The transcript is spliced from 4 exons. Gene Ontology annotation, molecular function: CTP synthase activity; identical protein binding. NCBI's taxonomy places the organism in Eukaryota, Fungi, Basidiomycota, Wallemiomycetes, Wallemiales, Wallemiaceae. The coding region runs from base 1 to 1854 and encodes 617 amino acids. Gene Ontology annotation, cellular component: cytoplasm; cytoophidium. Gene Ontology annotation, biological process: pyrimidine nucleobase biosynthetic process; CTP biosynthetic process. The record is from RefSeq and is a predicted model, not a curated record.